GUCUCCCUUUAGGUGACAUAGUCACCUGUGUGUUUGGUCCCUGCUGCCGGAGCGAGGCUGCUCUGCUGCAUUUGGGGGCACAUUCUUGGUUCAGGAGGCCCCCACAGCUUCCCAUGCCCACCUUUCCUUUGUGUCGGCUCAGCCCUCGUGCCAGCCCCGCUCCGGUUGCCAGUGGCAGAACUAGGCAGGACUGCUGGUGUGGCGUGGAUUGAGGGGGCUGACUGUGGCUGACAGCCCCUUCUGUGUAGGGUACUGGAGGGAGUGGCCUGCCCCAAGCUUCGGCCUGUGGCAAACCACACCCAGGCGGGACCAUAUUUACUUAUUUAAACUUACCCUCCCAGGAGGCCCUGAGCUCUAGGCUUGGUCACUGACCUUGGCGUGGUGCCCCCGGCUGUUCUGGGGCCUCUCCCCUAGCACUGGGCAGACAACAUGCCACAGGGAAGGCGUGUCCUGCCUGUCCCUAGCUCUCCCCUCCAGCAUCACCCAUUCACACCCAGUUUAACAGGGUGCAUGGUUCAGAGUCAAAAAUGAAGACUUUUGAGAUCCCCAGAACUGGUGUUGCCUGUGAAGAGUCCUAAGCUGGUCAGAAAUCUUGUCCGCAACCGGUCAUUGGUAUUGGGGCAACUGAAGGACUAAGGAUUUGUUCGGUGAAGCCCACUGUGAGGGUUCAGGACUCUUGUCUAAGAAGGCAUCUCUCUGCAGGAGGGAGGGUCCAGGCCGCUCUUGACCACGGUACCACCUUGAUGCAGCACUCAGAGGUCUCGGAGGGUUUGGUGGCAGUUUGGGGGUGUAUUGCUCUGACUCCGGAGACAGUAAUUCCUUCAGAUUUCCCCACCAAUGCAAGAAGCCCCAAAACAAGGACUAGAGCAGGAGCCAGCAGUACACAGAGACCCCUGGAACUCUGCUUGAAGGAGACAGGAAGGGACUGAAGGUAGCACAGGACUGGGCAGCCUGUCUUCCUCCCCUGGCCCUGCCUUUCCUAGAGGAAGAAGGUUCAAAGGCAGGUGUCACAGCUGCACCCUCCCUCAGGACCCUCAGCCAAGACCUGAGGUGUAGGGAUAAGGGCUUGAGAAGGCUUUGAAGACCAGACCCUGGGGUGGCGUGAGAAACGGGAUCUCCUUCCCAUGCCUUGCCAGGUGCCUCCCAGCCUCAAAACCUGACCAGCAGACGGCCUAGGUUCUUUGCUAGUCUUUGCUACUGAUGUCCUCCUCCCCGCAGGCUGGGUUUGAAGACUGGGAGAAUAAAGACUAAGACAUGAGGGUCCAUGGAGUGGAGGUGGGGCAGAUGGUAGGGGAAUAGGUCUCUUUUCUAGGUUCUUCCUUUUCCAUUAGAUGAAAUAUGAUGCAGGGGCUGGAGGCUGCUCUUGGGACUGGCUGCUCUCCUCUAGUGUGUACCAUGGUGAGGGUGGUUCUUCUUGCUCUAUCUCCCCUUGACAUCUGGACCCCUCUCUUUUUGCCCUCACACCUGCCUGCCUCUUGGCAGACUCCCCGUGUGGUCCCCAAGCAGGCCCUUGGCCAGGCAUAGAGUGGAAAACAGGUGUCCUGGCCCAGCUGUUUCUACUCUUCUCCUCCACCUGUCAGCCUGCAGUUGGGGGUGGGGAGCUGAGGAGACAGGAAGCCUUCACCUGUUCCCAGGGAUAGAUAGGCCUUGCUUGUAAAAGCCCCUGUGAGCUUCCCCCACAGAGGAAGGAACCCUCUGGGUCAUGCACAGACAGCAAUCAUUGCUGACAAAGAGGCCUCUGCCGCUUUCUGAUCAGUGAACCCUGUUUGAUGAAGGUGUGUUUUGAUGAGAGUAUAUGUUUGCCCAAGGGUGCUCAGGACCCACAGUCUAGGCACCCAUCCUCACCUAGCCUCUUUCCUUAAAACAGUAAAAUAAUCCCCCACAAGAGCCACCUGCUACCUUCUGUUUAGGGCUUAGAGACGCAGCCACUGCCCAAGGCUCCUUUAAAUCCUUGCUGCUCCUUGAGGUCACAAUACCAGGAGGAUUUGCCUUCCCUGAUUGGAUUGGCCUCUUUCUGGCCUGGCCUGUCUGAGUAUGCGUAGCCCCAGUCUGCAGUACCUCCCAUUACCCCUGUGCCAAAAGCCCAGCAAUUAGGGCUCCGCUCUUGGUCUGUUCCUGGAUGCUUGAACAAAAAAUGGUGCCCUAGGAGAAAGCUGCUCUGGCCCAGGGCAUGCUCAGAGCUCCCUACUGUUUCCAUUUCCCUGGAAGUCUCUCCACUCGGCUAGCUAUCAUCCACUUGUUGCAGUAGCGCAUCCCCCAAACCAGCAUGAGUGGCAGCAUGCUCAUCCAGUGCUUGUCAAGAUGAUCUGUCCUCAGGCCCAGCUGCGACUUUCACUUCUGUCUCCUGAGACCCCAGGGGGAAGUAGGGUAGGGAGGUGGAAGGUGACACACUCAACGGUCCCAACUGCCCCCACCUCUCCUCAACUAAGGCUUCUGAUGGCCAAGGUCACUAUUCUUGUCUAGAUGACAGCCAUAACAGGAUUGGCUGUGCGAGAAGGAUGGUCGUUAGAUACCAGAAAGGACUUCCCAGAGUAGGCAGACUCGGAGCUUCGGUUCAGAGGGUGUGACUAGUAUCCGGGCAGAUGACAGACUUCCACGUUCUCGAGGGGCUGGUGGUCUGCCCACAUCUGUGGUAGGAGCACGGCUCCUUCAUGAUCCUCAUACCUCCCCAGCUGCCUGUCUUGUUUAUUUAGCUUCUGACAAGUGAGCUUGAACCCUAGAGUCUGCUCUGAGUAGGACCCAGUCUUCAAAGUUCUCUCUGUAAUCUAACUCAUGCCCACUGUAUUGAACUCACUCUGCACAGUGGCGAGUGGACUCCGGAAACAGGGUAGGAGCACCCUGCUGCUGCCCUCCCACCUUGAGUCGUGUUCCAGAGGCUCCUAGCUGGGCUGUGCACUGCUGCCCCUCUGUCCUUUCCCAAGGAUGGGCGCAGCAUGCUGUCCUUGGGCUACUUGUGCACCGAAGAAGAUGGAGCCAGCUCUGAGGUCCUGAGUGCCACAGUGCUGGAUAGGAGCCUACACUGUGGAGUGGGAAAUUGAGUUUGAAGGAAUAAGGGUGGAGACACUAUGCAAAUCACCAUGCAAAUGAGCAGCAGUGAGUCAUGGUUACUUGGCCUGCUAGGCAGCGCCAAAGCAAAGCACAAGCUUGGGUUUCCAAAAUGGACCACUCCAGUGACAGUGACCUUGGGCCAGCCAAGACUAGGACCCUUGGAGGACCCAAAUUCUGAUCCUGAGAGCUGCAACUGUGACCAGGGUGUCCUGCGCUCUACCUGACGGAAGCAUCAACAGAGUGGCCCAGGGUGACGCUUCAGACAGCACAUCCCAGGAAGUGCCUGGGGCCUUGUUUGUUCCCCUCUGGCCUCAGGAGGGGUCCUCCUCACCAGCUGAAGAGGGCUAGACUGCACCCCUCUUUGGAACUACAUGGCUGACUUUCUUCCUGACGAGCAGAGUCACAGUGCCUGGGACCACCCCUCCCUGCUCUGCUUUCCUGGACUGCCCCCUAGCCCGCCCUCAGGUCCCCUGUUGGAGCCUGUUCACAGGUGUUCUGCAGACCAUGAAAUAGUCCCAGACAUUCAUGAGCACAGUGUGAGGCUCCUGACCACCACCCAGCAGCCCUUUCCUCUCUGGCACUAAGGACCCUCCAGAGAAGAUGGGGAGGAAAAAGAUUCAGAUCCAGCGAAUCACUGAUGAGCGGAACCGCCAGGUGACGUUCACCAAGCGCAAGUUUGGACUGAUGAAGAAGGCGUACGAGCUGAGUGUGCUGUGUGACUGCGAGAUUGCGCUCAUCAUCUUCAACCACUCCAACAAGCUGUUCCAGUACGCCAGCACCGACAUGGACAAGGUGCUGCUCAAGUACACGGAGUACAACGAGCCGCACGAGAGCCGCACCAACGCUGACAUCAUAGAGACCCUGAGGAAGAAGGGUUUCAACGGCUGUGACAGCCCAGAGCCGGAUGGGGAGGACUCACUGGAGCAGAGCCCCCUGCUGGAGGACAAGUACCGGCGGGCCAGUGAGGAACUGGAUGGGCUCUUCAGGCGCUAUGGGUCAUCUGUUCCGGCCCCCAACUUUGCCAUGCCUGUCACAGUGCCCGUGUCCAAUCAGAGCUCCAUGCAGUUCAGCAAUCCCAGCGGCUCUCUGGUCACUCCUUCCCUGGUGACGUCAUCCCUUACGGACCCACGGCUCCUGUCCCCCCAGCAGCCAGCACUACAGAGAAACAGUGUUUCUCCGGGCCUGCCCCAACGACCUGCUAGUGCAGGAGCCAUGCUGGGUGGAGACCUCAACAGUGCUAAUGGCGCCUGCCCCAGUCCCGUGGGGAACGGCUAUGUCAGCGCCCGAGCUUCCCCUGGCCUCCUCCCUGUGGCCAAUGGCAACAGCCUAAACAAAGUCAUCCCUGCCAAGUCUCCGCCCCCACCCACCCACAACACCCAGCUUGGAGCUCCCAGCCGCAAGCCUGAUCUGCGGGUCAUCACUUCCCAGGGAGGCAAAGGGUUAAUGCAUCAUUUGACUGAGGACCAUUUAGAUCUGAACAAUGCCCAGCGCCUUGGGGUCUCCCAGUCUACUCACUCGCUUACCACCCCAGUGGUUUCCGUGGCAACACCAAGUUUACUCAGCCAGGGCCUCCCUUUCUCCUCCAUGCCCACUGCCUACAACACAGAUUACCAGCUGUCCAGUGCAGAGCUGUCCUCCUUACCAGCUUUCAGCUCACCUGCCGGACUGGCACUAGGCAAUGUCACCGCCUGGCAACAGCCCCAGCAGCCUCAGCAACCACAGCAACCACAGCCGCCACAGUCACAACCACAGCCGCAGCCACAGCAGCCACAGCAGCCACCUCAGCAACAGCCCCACUUGGUCCCCGUAUCGCUCAGCAACCUCAUCCCAGGCAGCCCCUUGCCCCAUGUGGGUGCUGCUCUCACGGUCACCACCCACCCUCACAUCAGCAUCAAGUCAGAACCAGUGUCCCCAAGCCGUGAGCGCAGCCCUGCACCUCCUCCGCCAGCUGUGUUCCCAGCUGCCCGCCCUGAUCCUGGUGAAGGUCUCAGCAGCCCAGCUGGAGGAUCCUAUGAGACCGGGGACCGGGAUGAUGGACGGGGGGACUUUGGGCCCACGCUAGGCCUGCUGCGCCCAGCCCCAGAGCCUGAGGCUGAUGGCUCAGCUGUGAAGAGGAUGCGGCUGGAUACUUGGACAUUAAAGUGACGGCUCCCACUCCCUCCUCUCAGCCUCCCUGACGAAGAGUUGACAAUCUCACCACCUACCCCUCCCUGUCCUGGGCUCCUCCCGCUCGACCCCCACUUCCUUUCUUCUGCUCCAUGUCCUGUUGAUGGUUACAUUUGUGUAUAAUUAUAUUAUUAUUAUUAUUAUUAUUAUAUUUUUAAAUUCGAAUUCUCGCUUUAGAGAGAGGGUUGCUCUUGCCCCUUUCUUGGCCCCACCAUUUUCACUGGUGGGGGGCUCUCUUUAUUGCGGGAAAAGGGGGACACUUUGCACGUUGUACACAUAUGCUGCAGGGGGGGGGCGGUAGGCCUUGGAGAAGGACAGGUGCCGAGCCCUGCAUGUGGAGCCCUCCCAUCCCAUUCCCAGAUAGACGUAAAGAACCAAAAACUAUCCAACAACAAAAACCCCAGAGCUGGCUUGAUGUUGGGUUUGCGUCUCAGGGACAGGAAGGGGCAGAGACUCUGCUUCGGGCUGUUCAUGGCUAAUACCCAUCUUGGUCCCUCCAGCUUCCUGCGUACACACCACACUCACUGGUCCUGUGUGAUGCACCCCAAGAUCUGGGUUCUAGGAAGGCUGCCUGUGAAUCUGAGGCCAGGGCAGGGACUUGAGGGAGGAACCUCUUUGGAAGUAACAUUGGAGAGACAGCUGUAGAAAGAGGGCCGAUGAGGGCAGAAGGACUGGGUGUGGCAAAUCGGGACCCUACCCCUGGCUUUUCCUUUAAGAUGUACAGUGCAAUAGCUCCCCAUCCUUCAGCCUACCCCAGCCCUAGAAAGCUGGCCAUGUACUGGAAGAGUUGGGGAGAGGACCUUCAGUGAAGUAGCUCCAGGUUGGACCAGGGUCAUCCUUUGGUUCCUUGGGGCACUGAGGGCAGGAGGCCUGUCAGGGGCAGGCAUGGGGGAGGGUACCUCUGCUAUGUGCACCACACCCAGAAGAGUGCACGCUGGGCGCACAGCAUGGUCCAUGGAGCUAGAGGGCCCUAUAGAUGCGGCCCCUGAGGCCCCUCCCCAGUCCUCUUAACUCCUGCCCCUGACCCACCUCCCAGCUUUUUUGCCCCUGUCUCGCUACCUCCUGUCCCUCCACCUCCAGGCCACGCCCCAAACCUGCCCUCUUGCUACUGUAAUUGUAAAUAGCAACCUUCCAAAAUGUUAGUGGUUAACAGUCCAGGAAACUGUUGUGUUUGUUGUUGUUGUUGUUGUAUUGAUAUGAAAUGAGAUUCUAUUUUUGUCAAAGUAUAUUGUAAUAAUAAUGACUCAAAUGGCCCGUACUGUACAGAUGGGAUUCUUCUGCUGUUCUUGCCUUGCUCUCCCAGGCUUGUGCUUUGUCGCCUCCUCAGUGGGGCUGCAGGCAAGCACCCAGGGGAGGGGAUAGGAGACAGCACACACUCCCGUGGGUAGAGUAAGACAAUGCUCAGUGCUGUAGGAAGAUGGUCUUUGCCCACCUGUGACCCAGCCUUUUGUAGUAUUUUGACACUUGAUGCAGGGAAGAAGCCAGAAGCAGAGGGGUGUGAGCAUGCUCGUGGGGGCGUUUCUGGGUGCACCCUGUAUUUACGAGAUUGUGUGCAGCUGUGCGGAUGUACCUUUGAGUGCCUCUGAGUCCAGUGGGUGUAUUCGUAAAUCAUAAGUGACUCAGGCUCCAGGGGCCUCUGUGUCUGUGUGGCUGGGUGUAUUUAUACAAGGAUAGGUGGUUUCCAGCUCUGUGCUUCUCACUGCCCUCUUCCCUGGGCUGCUCUCAGUCCUGAAACAUUUGUACUAAAGUUAUAGGGAGUUGCUAGUUGACCAUCCCACCUCUCCCCACAGCCUACCUCCACCAGGGCCUCACUCUGGGAGCUCUGCCUCCUUAUGGCUUUCCGCUAGUCCUAGCCAGACCAGUUCUGACCCUGGAGUUGACUUGUUUGUGGGCAAAUUCAAGUUCCUCCUCCUGGGAGCUCUGCCUUCCCAGGCAGGCAACCCUCUUUUACCCAGGGUUUUACUCCGGUAGCUGACCAGGUCAGGGGGUCAAACGUGUCCUGCCUUCCCACCCCUCCUCACAGUUCCUAGAGGGAGUUUUUAAGACUUGCUUAAGGCCUUGACGGGAGCCAGGGUGUAGUCCCGUGCACAUACACUCCCCUUGAAAGCGGCUGGCACAUUGUAGGCCCUCAGCAGAUGCUGAAUGGGCGAAUGAUAGGUGCUCAAUAAACAUGGAAUCACUGGCCUCUUCUCAGGCCCACCUUUCUAGGCUGAGCGUGGCCACCAUUACACAGAGCUGGGCUGAGGCCCCUGACGUUCACAGCGUGCUACUCAUCAGUGUGCAGUCUGCUUCCCGAAUGCAAACCUGGCUUCUGAUUGCCGUGUGUGUGUGGGUGUGUGUGUGGGUGUGUGUGGGGGGGGGUGUGUGUGUGGGUGUGUGUGUGUUCAUCCCCGUCCCUGGCAGUAGGGACAGUCUGUGAGUGAAUAUGUGACAUUUCUGCAGUUCAGUGUCUCCAGGAUUCUCCUGGGGCUGUGUAGGGCUUCUGGCUGGCCAGGUAAAUUGAUCCCUGGGAACCCAGACCUCAAAUGGGGACUUGUUUUCUUCCUCUCACAAGCCAAAUUCGCCUCCUAUUCACUUCCUCUGCAAAACUGGGUAUUUGCCAAAGUAGCCUCUGGCGCCAUCCAGUGCCCUUCCCACCCAGAUCUCCCUCGGCUUUCAGGGACAGUGGGACCGAGGGCCACCCCCACAUGCCUCAGUGGAACACAUUCCCUCCACCCCAGCAGUGCACUCAACCGUCCCUCCCCACCUCGGACAGGAAAGAAGAAAGAUGCACCUUCUCUUGCUGAUUAUUUAUUUGUUCGGAGAGACAGAAAUGAUGUGAAAGUGUCUAAAAGUCUCUCUAUCUAUAUUUUUAACUGACUCUCUGGAACCCCCUGUGGGGGAAUGUAGGCUUUCCUGGAGGCUGGUAGCUCCUGGUUCUGCCCCCUUCUGCCUCCUGCUUAAUGCAGAGGGAUGAGAUUUAAUGGGGCAAGAGAGCUAAGAUUCCCAAGGAGAAUCUGAAUUCUCUACCCCAUUCAAGUCCCAGAGAGAGGGAAGUAGGGAGGGGUGGGGCCAGCCAAGAGGCGACCCAUCCCCAAACUUGACAAUCACCCACACUCCUGGCUCCUGGGUCUUGGGCAGGGUGAGCCCAAGUGUGUGGCUGUUGAUUUGUUUCAUUAUUUCUUUCCGUGCUGUACGGUGAUGCUUUCUAGUAUUCUGCACAUUAAGAAAAGACAAAGUCCUCGAGAUUCUUACGAGUUUGGUUUGAAAACUCUUUCACUAUAUUUGUUGUAAAGAGGUUUACUAUUAAAAGAAAAAAGAACACGUUUCUGAUACCUCA
This is a messenger RNA of Chionomys nivalis (European snow vole), 8533 nucleotides long. It is a transcript of the gene Mef2d, whose product is annotated as myocyte enhancer factor 2D. The transcript has 13 exons. Gene Ontology annotation, biological process: cell differentiation; positive regulation of transcription by RNA polymerase II. The coding region runs from base 3649 to 5193 and encodes 514 amino acids. NCBI's taxonomy places the organism in Eukaryota, Metazoa, Chordata, Mammalia, Rodentia, Cricetidae. Gene Ontology annotation, molecular function: protein dimerization activity; histone deacetylase binding; RNA polymerase II cis-regulatory region sequence-specific DNA binding. The record is from RefSeq and is a predicted model, not a curated record.